Molecule: messenger RNA, 3548 nt
Organism: Loxodonta africana (African savanna elephant)
Lineage: Eukaryota; Metazoa; Chordata; Mammalia; Proboscidea; Elephantidae
Gene: TBX2
Product: T-box transcription factor 2
Exons: 7
Coding region: 446-2587 (713 amino acids)
Biological process (GO): regulation of transcription by RNA polymerase II; positive regulation of DNA-templated transcription; cell fate specification
Cellular component (GO): nucleus
Molecular function (GO): RNA polymerase II cis-regulatory region sequence-specific DNA binding; DNA-binding transcription factor activity, RNA polymerase II-specific
Source: RefSeq, a predicted model, not a curated record
GCUUCCGACACCUUCUCCCCGGCCCCCCUUCUCGGCCCAAGCUUGGCUCGAGCUGUCAAAACCCCGCCCCCGGAGACCCACAAUUGGUCCAAAAAGCGUAAAAUCAGCAAUCAAGGGGGGCCUGCCUCGUUAGCGCAGGGGAUCCGAGCAGGGCAGGACAUGUGAGAUAGUCACAGUUUUCCAGAGAUCACGACAAGAUCUAACCAGUCGCGCGUGGUCCCCGGCGCCGGAGCGGGCAAGCCCAGCCCAGCCCCGCACCGAGCCCCCGCCACCCCCGCUCCCACAGCCCAGCGCCCCUAACCGUGCGCCAGACGGGGAGCCAGGAGGAGCAGCCUCCGCGCCCGCCACCGGGUCGCCCUUCCUACGCACGCGCCGCCGCCCGGGCCGGGGGUCCGAGCUGCGCGCCCCCGGCCCCGGCCCCCGGGCUCCUGAGCCGGAUGUCCCGAUGAGAGAGCCGGCGCUGGCGGCCAGCGCCAUGGCUUACCACCCGUUCCACGCGCCACGGCCCGCCGACUUCCCCAUGUCCGCCUUCCUGGCGGCGGCGCAGCCCUCCUUCUUCCCCGCGCUCGCGCUGCCGCCAGGAGCGCUGGCUAAGCCGUUGCCCGACCCCGGCCUGGCGGGGGCGGCGGCGGCAGCGGCAGCUGCAGCAGCGGCGGCUGAGGCGGGGCUGCACGUCUCGGCACUUGGCCCGCACCCGCCCGCCGCGCAUCUGCGCUCGCUUAAGAGCCUGGAGCCCGAGGACGAGGUGGAGGACGAUCCCAAGGUGACGCUGGAGGCCAAGGAGCUGUGGGACCAGUUCCAUAAGCUUGGCACGGAGAUGGUCAUCACCAAGUCCGGGAGGCGGAUGUUUCCCCCCUUUAAGGUGCGGGUCAGCGGCCUGGACAAGAAGGCCAAAUACAUCCUGUUGAUGGACAUUGUGGCCGCUGAUGAUUGCCGCUAUAAGUUCCACAACUCACGGUGGAUGGUGGCGGGCAAGGCCGAUCCAGAGAUGCCUAAACGCAUGUACAUCCACCCGGACAGCCCUGCCACGGGCGAACAGUGGAUGGCUAAGCCUGUAGCCUUUCACAAGCUGAAGCUAACCAACAACAUCUCGGACAAGCACGGCUUCACCAUCUUGAACUCCAUGCACAAGUACCAGCCACGCUUCCACAUUGUGCGAGCCAACGACAUCUUGAAGCUGCCCUACAGCACCUUCCGCACCUACGUGUUUCCGGAGACAGACUUCAUCGCCGUCACUGCCUACCAGAACGACAAGAUCACGCAGCUGAAGAUCGACAACAACCCGUUCGCUAAGGGCUUCAGGGACACCGGAAACGGCCGACGGGAGAAAAGGAAGCAACUGACGCUGCCGUCUCUGCGCUUGUACGAGGAGCACUGCAAGCCCGAGCGCGAUGGCGCCGAGUCGGACGCCUCGUCCUGCGACCCUCCCCCGGCGCGGGAGCCGCCGCCCUCUCCUGGCGUAGCGCCCAGUCCCCCGCGCCUGCACCGGGCGCGAGCCGAGGACAAGUCGUGCGCAGCCGACAGCGACCCCGAGCCUGAGCGGCUGGGCGAGGAGCGGUCCAGGACCUCACUGGGCCGCAGCCCGGGCCUGGACGGCGCCAGCCCCCCUCGCUUGAGCGAACCCGAGCGCGCUCGAGAGCGGCGCAGUCCAGAGUCUGGCAAGGAGCCGCCCGAAAGCGUCGGAGACCGGCCGUUCGGCCUGCGGGGCCUGGAAAAGGAGCGCGCCGAGAGCCGGCGGAAGGACGAGGGGCGCAAGGAGCUGAGCGAGGGCAAGGACCCAGGCCUGGCGCCGCUGGUAGUGCAGACGGACAGUGCAUCCCCCCUGGGCGCGGGACACCUGCCUGGCCUGGCCUUCUCCGGCCACCUGCACGGGCAGCAGUUCUUCGGACCCCUGGGAGCCGGCCAACCGCUCUUCCUGCACCCGGGACAGUUUGCCAUGGGCCCCGGCGCCUUCUCCGCCAUGGGCAUGGGCCACCUACUGGCCUCGGUGGCGGGUGGCGGCGGUAAUGGUGGAGGCGGCGGGCCCGGGGCUGCCGCGGGCCUGGACGCAGGUGGGCUGGGCCCUGCAGCCGGCGCGGCAGGCACCGCCGCGCCCUUCCCGUUCCACCUCUCCCAGCACAUGCUGGCAUCUCAGGGAAUCCCGAUGCCCACUUUCGGAGGCCUCUUCCCCUAUCCCUACACCUACAUGGCUGCAGCUGCGGCAGCGGCCUCCGCUUUGCCGGCCACUAGUGCUGCCGCUGCAGCCGCUGCCGCCGCUGGGUCUCUAUCCCGGAGCCCCUUCCUGGGCAGUGCCCGGCCCCGCCUGCGCUUCAGUCCCUACCAGAUCCCGGUCACCAUCCCACCUAGUACUAGCCUCCUCACCACAGGGCUGGCGGCAGAGGGUUCCAAGGCUGCGGGCGGCAACAGCCGGGAGCCCAGCCCUCUGCCAGAGCUGGCUCUCCGCAAAGUGGGGGCCCCACCCCGUGGUGCCCUGUCGCCCAGCGGCUCAGCCAAGGAGGCGGCCAGUGAACUGCAGAGCAUCCAGAGACUGGUGAGUGGGCUGGAGAGCCAGAGAGCCCUCUCCCCCAGCCGGGAGUCGCCCAAAUGAGGGACUGCCCAGCCAGCCACUCUGCUGCCACGCAGGCCUCCCGGGCUGCCUGCCCCUGCUGCUUGGGACGUGUACAGCACAGAAUGGGUAUUUAUUUAAAUAAAGGCGCAAAGGUGGGCUGCAGCAGCUGGAAUGGAGCCCUGUCCGGCCAACUGGGGCCUGGGACACCUCCCUGGGCUUCAACAUGGAAUGUGGCUGCCGGGAAUACAGUCGCUUUGGAGCAGUAGACUUGGUCCAGAUCUGCUCCGGCGUAAUGGUGGCACCAGCCAGGGCCCUCUCUGGGUCCCCCAGAGCAGUGGGGAAGGCCUUAUCCCUGGCCCAGAGUUUCCUUCGGGAGCCAGCAGGGGCAAAGGCUAGGGGUGGGCACUUCGGAUGCAGCCCCAAAGCCCCUGGCCUCCAGCCUGCACUGCUUGAGAAGCUGGGGUGGAGGGUGCUGGGGUCAGUGAAGAUUGAAGUCAGUGUAGACUUGAGCUGGGACUAUAAGGAGGAGCCCUGUCCUUUUGGUCCCACCAUCUCCUCCCCCAAAAGAUAGACACCUCUCCCACCCCUGGGUCAGUGGAAGGAGUGGCAUGUCUGCCUUGAGUCCCCAGGGAAAAAAAAGAUAUUUAUGAAAUAAAUGGUAAUUUGUGUAAAUAAGCUGUAAGGUUCCCAGAAUAUGCAAAUUGGUAUUAAUUUAUUCAAAGGUGUACAUUGCUGUGUACAUAAUAUUUAGAGAUUAACUCAUAGCAUUUAAUUUUUUUUCAUUUUACAUGAGCAUCUAUAUUGUACAGGGCUGGGGGUUCUUGGCGCGGGAGAAGGCCCUGCGCCCCGGAGGAGCCUCCACCCCGCCGGCCUCUCGGCCCCUUCGCCCGGGCUUUCCUCGCCAGAGCCCGCGGGCUCCACCUCAGGUUUUCACUUUUCGCUCCGGAGCGAGAACGGAACGACAAAAACGCGAGACAACAAUAAAACGCUGCAAUGCGAA